This is a messenger RNA of Nelumbo nucifera (sacred lotus), 1629 nucleotides long. RefSeq names its product putative disease resistance protein At4g27220. Lineage: Eukaryota; Viridiplantae; Streptophyta; Magnoliopsida; Proteales; Nelumbonaceae. The record is from RefSeq and is a predicted model, not a curated record. Gene Ontology annotation, molecular function: ADP binding.
AUGGCAGUUGCUUCAAGGGCUUGUAUCUUUAACUGUGGCUCACGCUACCAAUUAAGUAAGAAAGCAGGGGAGAAGAUGAAACGCAUUAAAGAGCUUCAAGAAGGUGGCAGGUUUGAUGUUGUAUCUGAUCCAGCUCCUCCUCUUGCUAUAGAAUUCAUGUGUGACAGAGAUUAUCAGAUGUUUAAAUCGAGAGAGUCAGCAAAAGAGGAAAUCAAAGAGGCAUUGAAAGAUGAAAAUGUCCAUGUCAUUUGGGUUUAUGGGAUGGGAGGUGUGGGCAAAACAACUCUGGUGAAGGAAAUUGGCAAACAAGUGGAGAAAGAGAAGCUUUUUGACAAGGUCGUGAUGGCUGUGGUGUCCCAAGAUCCAAACUUGAAACCGAUUCAAGGUGAGAUUGCAAGGAUGUUACCCUUAGAAUUUGAAGAAAAAGAAGAUGUACUGGAAAAAGCACAGAAGCUAUCAAGAAAGUUGCAAAACGAGAAGAGUAUUCUUAUUAUCUUAGAUGAUAUGUGGGAUAACUUAGAUUUGAAGCAAUUGCGGAUCCCCUUGGAUUUGGAUGACAACAACCAGAGGGAGAAGAGAGGGUGCUGCAAAAUCCUACUCACAACCCGAAGCCAAGAUGUAUGCCAUGAGAUGAAGACCCAUCCACAAAUUGCUCUUGACGUCUUAUCAGAAGAUGAUGCUUGGGGUUUGUUUAAAAGGAAUGCGGGUGAUGUGGUGGAACAUACUAGAGCUUUGCGUGAUGUGGCUAAGGAAGUUGCUAGGGAGUGCAAGGGUUUGCCCGUAGCAAUUGUAACAGUUGCUGGAGCACUAAGAGAUAAGAAAGAUUUACAGGUUUGGGAGGAUGCACUCCAAGAGAUUAAAAGGGUUGAACCUCAAUACAUCAAGGGUUUGGACCAGAAAGUGUACAAAUGUGUGCGAUGGAGUUACGAUUAUCUGGACGAUGUAGAAAUCCAACGCUUCUUCUUGUAUUGUUGUCUGUUUCCUGAGGUUUAUGAGAUCAAAAUCGAGCAAAUGAUGUGGUAUUGUUUUGGAGCAGGAGUAUUUGAAAAUGUUGAAACAAUUGAAGAUGCAAGACGCAGAACCCGUAGGAUUGUGAAUAAGCUCAAAGCGUCUUCUCUGUUGUUUCAAGGAUGGAGCCAGGAUUUCAUCAAAAUGCAUGAUAUAGUUCGUGAUGUGGCCAUCUCAAUUGUAUCACCGCCUGUUGCUGUUGGUAAUAGAUCUCAUCAUGAUGAACUAUUCAUGGUCAGAGCUGGUAAAGGACUGACGGAGUGGCAAAGAAUGGAAUCCGGCAUUACCAAAGCUGUAGCAGGUUACACAGCCAUCUCGUUGAUGAAUAAUUAUAUACAAAAGCUGCCUGCAGCUGAUGGAUUAUUGGAAUCAUCAUCUUCAGGGCGGCUAAGGACUUUGUUGUUGCAAAAGGAUUCCAGUAGUAGAUCAAAAUUGGAAAUUCCAAAUACUUUCUUUGGAGGGGUGAUCAAAUCACUUACAACACUGGAUCGGAGUACUAAUAUCAUUGGUCCCAGCAGCCUAUCACCGAUCCAGUGCUUGACAAAUCUCCGUACGUUAAAUCUACAAGGAUGCAGGGGGUUACAACAAGAGGUAUCUGUACUUGGAUACUUGGAUCUUUGA